ACUGUCCUUGCCGGCGCACAGUUUCUACGUCACUCAGUCGGCAUAAGCGCAAGAGAGAAGCAUGGCCACCGGAGCUCUGCUGAGAGGAGUUGUGAGUCGGGCAUUGAGAGGCCGUUGCCUGCCACUGUCACGCAAACAGGGGAGGAGCGUGAGCGUGUGCAGCUCCAGAGGUCCAACUGCCGCCUGGCAUCCUCUGACUGUCUCCAGAACAGGGCCACCUACACUGUGUGCUGCAGAUAGGAGAAGCUACACCACGCAGGCCUCUGAGACCAAGGAGGAGGAGCUUCUGCAUACAAUCAUCUGUGAUACUGAGAAUGUGCAAGGUGCUGCCUCCAAGCAUGAGUUCCAAGCUGAGACCAAAAAGCUUCUGGACAUUGUUGCCCGUUCACUGUACUCUGAGAAAGAGGUCUUCAUCAGAGAGCUAAUCUCAAAUGGAAGCGAUGCUUUGGAGAAGCUGCGACACAAACAUCUGGCACAAGGAAGCUCCCUUGCCGAGAUGGAAAUCCACCUGCAGACUGACGGCGACAAAGGAACACUCACAAUCCAGGAUACAGGGGUGGGCAUGAAUAUGGAUGAACUUAUCUCCAAUUUGGGCACUAUUGCUCGCUCAGGAUCCAAGGCCUUUCUGGAUGCUUUACAGAACCAGGCAGACAGCUCUUCUAAGAUCAUUGGUCAGUUUGGUGUGGGCUUCUACUCGGCCUUUAUGGUGGCAGACAAAGUGGUUGUUUACUCUCAAUCAUCGGAGGCAGGGAGCCCUGGAUACUGCUGGAGUUCAGAUGGAUCUGGUGUCUUUGAAAUUGUAGAGGCCAACGGCGUGCGCCCAGGGACAAAGGUUGUGAUCCAUCUCAAGGAUGACUGUAAAGAAUUUGCCAAUGAGGACAGAGUAAAAGAAGUAAUAACCAAGUACAGCAAUUUUGUCAGUUUUCCCCUGUAUCUGAAUGGCAAGCGAAUCAACACUCUGCAGGCUCUCUGGAUGAUGGAUCCCAAGGAGAUUGGGGAAUGGCAGCAUGAAGAGUUCUACCGGUUCAUCGCUCAGGCGUAUGACAAGCCACGUUACAUGCUUCACUACAAGGCAGAUGCACCUCUCAAUAUCCGCAGUAUUUUCUAUGUUCCAGAGAUGAAACCAUCCAUGUUUGAUGUAAGCAGAGAAAUGGGUUCCAGCGUGUCUCUUUACAGCCGCAAGGUUCUGAUCCAAACCAAAGCUGCAGAUAUAUUACCCAAAUGGCUGCGCUUUCUGAGAGGCAUUGUGGAUAGUGAAGAUAUCCCACUUAAUUUGAGCCGUGAGCUGCUUCAGGAAAGUGUCCUAAUUCGGAAACUACGUGAUGUUUUACAGAAGCGGCUGAUUAAAUUCUUCAUUGAUCGGAGUAAGAAGGAUCCAGAGAAAUAUGGCAAAUUCUUUGAGGACUACGGGCUUUUCAUGCGAGAAGGAAUAGUGACCACAGCAGAGCAAGAAGUCAAGGAGGAUAUUGCAAAAUUGCUCCGCUUUGAGUCUUCAUCAUUGCCCGAAGGCCAGCAAACCAGUUUGACCGAAUACGCCAGCCGCAUGCAGCCAGGAACGCGAAAUAUCUACUACUUGUGUGCACCCAACCGCCACCUUGCAGAGCACAGUCCAUAUUAUGAGGCUAUGAAAAAGAAGCAAACAGAGGUCCUUUUCUGUUACGAGCAAUUCGAUGAGCUCACCAUGCUGCACCUGCGAGAGUUCGACAAGAAAAAACUCAUCUCUGUGGAGACGGACAUUGUGGUGGAUCAUUACAAAGAGGAGAAAUUUGAAGAGAGUAUACCAGCAUCAGAGCGCCUGUCUGAGAAAGAGGCUGAGGAUCUUAUGGCUUGGAUGAGGAAUGGUUUAGGAACUCGAAUAACCAAUGUAAAGGUUACACCACGACUGGAUACGCACCCAGCUAUGAUCACAGUGUUGGAAAUGGGAGCAGCUCGACACUUCCUGCGCACACAACAGCUUGCCAAAACUAGUGAAGAACGAGCACAGAUCCUACAGCCCACACUGGAAAUCAACACCGGGCACCCUCUUAUUAAGAAGUUAUGGCAGCUAAAGGAUGGUGAGCAGGAGCUGGCAAAGUUACUUCUGGAUCAGAUAUAUGAAAAUGCAAUGAUAGCUGCUGGGCUUAAUGAAGAUCCCCGGCCGAUGAUUGGUCGUCUUAAUGAGCUUCUGACUAAAGCAUUCGACAAACACUAACAUGCCUUUUUAUAUACUGACCCCCCACCUAAGGAACUUUCUUUCUUGCCCUGUGCAAAGCAAAGCUGAGGAUAAAGGGAUGCUCAUCUGUCCAAUCACAUCACAUUUGCUUUUAAGUAUUUGCCAUGUUUCCUAUGGAAAGCAAUCUAAACAAUCUGCAACUCUGAAUUGUACUGAUGCCAUAACCUCUGCUUUUUUUUUUUCACUGGUGGAUUUGUCUAUAAUAUGAGUUCCCCACAGAAACCAACGAGGGAUGAAAGAGUGGAAAUAUUUUUUGUUUGGAGUACCCUGAAGGCAAAUAUAAAGUCAGCUGUCCAUUUUUUUAAAUGUAAUUUGUGUUGUAAUUGUCAAAAUUUUAUUUGUCACAGUUUGUAGCAUGUUCUGUGUUUUACUGUCACAGGCACUACCAUGUGUGAUUUAGUGUUUUCUAAUAUAGAGCCUUAAGUUUGAGAGACGACUUAAUACUUACUCUAUGUUGGACCACAGGAAGGAGAUUCAGAGCCGAACCCAUAGCAGUUUUUCUGAGAAGGGGGUGGGCCCAAUAAGUUAUAUAAGGAUAAUGUGUAUUUUUCACUUCCCCAGAUGGUUGUCGGGAGCCUGGGUUAGAAUGUAACCGGAUAGGGCAGAAUGGAGCCCCAACAAGGAGUCGACAAUGUGGUUAGUAUCCCAGGAGGUCCCCUGACAGUUAGGACAGGCACAGUAGUUAGAUCAGGGGGGGAGAGAGUGGUCUCCUGAUAGGCAACGAUAUAGCACCAUUAAUAGAGGUCCAAGGGUAAAGCAUGAGGGUUGUCAGUGCCGAUUCUGAUGAAGAAGCUGCCUGAGGCUUCUCAAAUGCCCCCCCUUACUGGCUUACCUAUCGGGAGGGGAGGCAGGAACAUUAGUACGGAGAUCGCAAUUGCUCUCUCUUGCUCUAGUAAAGCAGCAUUCCCUGUUUCAAAACCGAAAAUUCGGCUCUCAGAGGUGCCAGGAGUGGCUUUUUGCCGCCCCUGGAAACCUAUCUGGCGCUACCGCCUGAGGCAAGUUGCUCAACUCGCCUCAUUGUCGGAGCGCCUCUGAGGGUUGCUACUUUAUGUGAUGUGGCAAUGACUCGGAGUAGAAGGUGAAAAGGGCCAUCUUUAAACUGCUAUAAAGUUAUUUGGCCCAAAUAGGAAUGCAGGAGAGGGAUGCCAAAGCCUGUCUGUGAUAAUAGCAGUAAAAAAAAAAAUAAUCUAUGAAAUGGAGAAUGUUAACGGAAGAACAGAAAAUAUUGCGUGUGCAAAUAUAAAGUCAUUGCUUGCUGUAGACCCUCUUUUUGUAUUUAUUGUAUGUUUUAAAACUUGUAAAUGUGAGCAGUGAAUUAAAGGACAAGCUCAGAGAUG
Molecule: messenger RNA, 3549 nt
Organism: Xenopus laevis (African clawed frog)
Lineage: Eukaryota; Metazoa; Chordata; Amphibia; Anura; Pipidae
Gene: trap1.L
Product: TNF receptor-associated protein 1 L homeolog
Exons: 18
Coding region: 62-2191 (709 amino acids)
Biological process (GO): protein folding
Cellular component (GO): intracellular organelle lumen; mitochondrial inner membrane; mitochondrial matrix
Molecular function (GO): ATP binding; ATP hydrolysis activity; ATP-dependent protein folding chaperone
Source: RefSeq, a predicted model, not a curated record